Messenger RNA from Phyllostomus hastatus (greater spear-nosed bat), 4030 nucleotides. It is a transcript of the gene GABRG2, whose product is annotated as gamma-aminobutyric acid type A receptor subunit gamma2. Gene Ontology annotation, cellular component: synapse; dendrite membrane; neuron projection. Bases 438 to 1865 code for a protein of 475 amino acids. Gene Ontology annotation, molecular function: transmitter-gated monoatomic ion channel activity involved in regulation of postsynaptic membrane potential; GABA-A receptor activity; benzodiazepine receptor activity. Lineage: Eukaryota; Metazoa; Chordata; Mammalia; Chiroptera; Phyllostomidae. The record is from RefSeq and is a predicted model, not a curated record. Gene Ontology annotation, biological process: regulation of postsynaptic membrane potential; monoatomic ion transmembrane transport; synaptic transmission, GABAergic. The transcript is spliced from 10 exons.
CACACACAGCCCUGCCCCCUCGAACAGAAAAAUCAAAACAAAUAAACCUACAGUGAUGGACCUGGGGGAGUUUGUGUGAGUGUGCGAAUGUGAGCGGCAUGAGUGUGUGUACCAGCAUGCACGCCUUUCUCUCCCCCUUAUUUGUCUCUGUGUGUCUCUCCCUGAACCCUCCCCCUGCCUCAAUUAUAUUAUUCCCCCAGACGUGGAAGCUGCUCCCCGAGCUGACGCUUUGAUGGUAUCUGCAAGCCCGUGUGCUGAUCCUAUUUCUGCUCCCUGAAUAUUAAUUCCUGAAGCGGGUAGCAAUACAUCUCCCCAGUGACGGGACCUACUAGAGGCAGGUGGGGGGAGCCACCAUCAGAUCAUAAGCAUAAUAAUAAUACAAAGGGGAGGGAUUCUUCUGCAACCGAGAGGCAAGAAGCAGAGGGGAAAAAAAAGCGAUGAGUUUGCCAAAUAUAUGGAGCACAGGAAGCUCAGUCUACAGGACUCCUGUAUUUUCACAGAAAAUGACGGCGUGGAUCCUGCUCCUGCUAUCGCUCUACCCAAGCCUCACUAGCCAAAAAUCUGAUGAUGACUAUGAAGAUUAUGCUUCUAACAAAACAUGGGUCUUGACACCCAAAGUUCCUGAGGGUGACGUCACUGUUAUCUUAAACAACCUUCUGGAAGGAUAUGACAAUAAACUUCGACCGGAUAUAGGAGUGAAACCCACAUUGAUUCACACAGACAUGUACGUGAAUAGCAUUGGUCCAGUGAAUGCCAUCAAUAUGGAAUAUACAAUUGAUAUAUUUUUUGCCCAAACAUGGUAUGACAGACGUUUGAAAUUUAACAGCACCAUUAAAGUCCUCCGACUGAAUAGCAACAUGGUGGGGAAAAUCUGGAUUCCAGACACUUUCUUCAGAAACUCAAAAAAGGCCGAUGCACAUUGGAUUACCACCCCCAACAGGAUGCUGAGAAUUUGGAAUGAUGGUCGAGUGCUCUACACCUUAAGAUUGACAAUUGACGCCGAGUGCCAAUUACAGCUGCACAAUUUUCCAAUGGAUGAACACUCCUGCCCCUUGGAGUUCUCCAGUUAUGGCUAUCCUCGGGAAGAAAUCGUCUACCAAUGGAAGCGUAGCUCUGUUGAAGUAGGUGACACAAGAUCUUGGAGGCUUUAUCAGUUUUCAUUUGUCGGGCUGAGAAACACCACUGAAGUAGUGAAGACGACUUCUGGAGACUACGUGGUCAUGUGUGUCUACUUUGAGCUGAGCAGGAGAAUGGGCUACUUCACCAUCCAGACCUACAUCCCCUGCACACUCAUUGUCGUUCUCUCCUGGGUGUCUUUCUGGAUCAAUAAGGAUGCUGUUCCAGCCAGGACCUCCUUAGGUAUCACGACUGUCCUGACAAUGACGACCCUCAGCACCAUCGCCCGGAAGUCGCUCCCCAAGGUCUCCUACGUCACAGCAAUGGACCUCUUUGUGUCUGUCUGCUUCAUAUUUGUCUUCUCUGCUUUGGUAGAGUAUGGCACCCUGCAUUAUUUUGUCAGCAACCGGAAACCAAGCAAAGACAAAGACAAAAAGAAGAAAAACCCUCUUCUUCGGAUGUUUUCCUUCAAGGCCCCUACUAUUGACAUUCGCCCAAGAUCAGCAACCAUUCAAAUGAACAAUGCCACGCACCUUCAAGAGAGAGAUGAAGAAUACGGGUAUGAGUGUCUGGACGGCAAGGACUGCGCCAGCUUUUUCUGCUGUUUCGAAGACUGCCGAACAGGAGCUUGGAGGCACGGGAGGAUACACAUCCGUAUUGCCAAGAUGGACUCAUACGCACGGAUCUUCUUCCCCACUGCAUUCUGCUUGUUCAAUCUGGUGUAUUGGGUCUCCUACCUUUACCUGUGAAGAAGCAUUGGUUUUAUUGAUAUGGGUCUUAUUCUUCACUAAAUCUCAUGGGGGAAGAUGUCCUUUCUAAGUCCAUUUAAGUAAUCCUUUGUGUGGUUUACAAUCAUCUGAAUUUGUUUCUGCGUUUUGACCUGGUAAGCUGUAUUCCCGUCAUACUGUUUGUGCCCAACUCUCUUUCGGUAAGUGUAAUUUCAACUAUAAUGUUCUGUGUUGCAAACCUGCAGGGCAAAGUGAAAUAAGAGCAAGAACAUUGAAACCAAACAACGUAUUUCCAGCUACAGAACUGAAAUAGUAAAAGCAAUGAUUAUUUACAGUGGUGGUGUCCUUAUUCAAUUCAAAAUACAAUUACAAACAAAACAUCUCAGACUGUACUCUAAGUUCAUUUGGGGUCAACUUGUGAUAAAUUUGAUCCUCACAGAACAUCUCCUCAUUUGAGACAAAUCACAACUCAUCUGAAAUAUAAGAACCUAGACAAGAAAUCAAUUUACCUCUAUCCCAAGAUAGAAAGAAAAUUUCCUCCACAUCACAUGUACAAUGAUGUAAAUAUUUCAAUAACAUAGAAUGCUUCCAGUUUAAUGCAUGCAUCUCUUUAGAGCCAAAAUAAAUGGAUUAAACUUAUCAUCGUAAAGUAUUGUCUUUUAUUUUUUGUGUCUUUGGGCUACAAAAGAAUCAUGAAUGUAAUUAUAAGGAUUUGGGAUUAGAAUUGGAGGGGAAAAUUUUCACUAUUUUUAUCCCUCAUGCAUGAAGACUGAAACAGCUUAUUUUUUCUUUCUAUGGCGUAUUAAAACACUCUAAGUAAAAUAGAGACUGAAAAUUCAACAUCUGCUGCCUCUAAAUAUGCCCAGUUUCAUAGAGUAUAAAGUGAUCGUAUGUGCUUGCCGCUAUUUUGUUUUCUUCCUUUUAGGAUUAUAGAUAUUGACAGAACUUAGUCUCCAUCUCAACAUCCGCUUCUAGUGAUUGUGAGUGCCUUGUGGGCAGUGCCCUUGUCAUUUCCUGUUCGGGUCCUCGGCACCUUGCACAGUGCCUGGCACACAGGUGGUGCUCCACAAGUAUCAUGUGAAGUGAGCUGGCCCCACGUGCUUCCGGUGACUAGCUCUGCGCUGGCCCGGAACCAGUGACUCAUCUUCUCACAUCAGCAUUGUCCGAGGAUGUUGGAUCUUGCAGAGAUGACUGGGAGGAUCCAAAGAACUUGGACUAUUUAUAUUUAUUCUCAAGAAUUUAUUUUAGUCAAGGUCCAUACUCCUUUAGAACAAUAUUUGUGUCCUGUAUUUGCAUACAAAAAUGAGUCUACUAGGGAAUAAGGUUUGUGUAUAAUUCUCCACGUUCAGGGGUGAGUCAGCCUUGACCCAUGUGCUUGAGGACCCAUUACAGACAUAAGCAAGAUUCGUACUUACUCGUGCUCAGAAUAUAGUAAUCUACACUCUGUGAAAUUUUUUUAAACAGUACGGAAGAUUGAAUUUCAAAAAUGAAAUAACUAAUGAAUGACUUACAAGGAGGUUGAGUCCGUGCCUGUGGCCGCAUUCAGCUAGGUUGUAAUCACAUGAAGCGGUUGUCCCAGACUUCAAACCGUCGCGAGUGGAGUUUCAUCUUUGGGUACUCAUCCUGAACCCUUAUUUUUCCAAAUUGGCACCCUCUGUCAGUUCUUCUUUAUGCCAAUCAUUGCUCUAAGUCAGAAUUCAGUCACAGCUAGCAAAACUUUAUGGAUAACCUGGAAGGAGGAGAAAAGAAGAGGCGGUGACUUUGUGAAUACAAAUCCAUGUAAAGUCAUCUGGAUGAAUCUUGAAACACAUUUAGCUGCCAACUUUACAAACUUUUAAUAUAUCAGUGCUCUAGGAUACAACCUCAAACCCAUGUAAAUAGAAUCAAUUAUUUUCUUGUUUUGAAUUGUUACCUAUUAAAUGUUGACUCUUUGGGAGAGUUGUUGGCAAAUUUUCAACGAUGAGAAACAUGUUAUUAUUGUCAACUUGAAAUGUAUUCCAUAAUGGGGAUACUCCAAAAAGCUAGCUUUCCAGUGUGUGCAUAGAAUGGAUAAUAUGAAUAUCUAUUAUAUAUGAUCUAGUUCUCAAUUUUCAGCUGUUCCCUGUGUAUGUAUUUGAAAACCUUUUCACAAGGGGAAUUGCCUAAUAUGUGGACUUUUACAAUAAAAAUGCUGCAUCCUAAUCCAA